Prorocentrum cordatum is the source of this 4215-nucleotide messenger RNA. The record is from the annotation of a GenBank genome assembly. Lineage: Eukaryota; Dinophyceae; Prorocentrales; Prorocentraceae.
AUGGUAGCGGAGCCCGGCGCGGAGAGCCCCGGCAACCUGGGGCGGCCCGCCGGCGCGGGAGCCGCAGCAGGGCCGGCCGGGCCCAGCGGAGGCAGCGGCGACGAGUGGGAGCUCCUCGAGGUCCAUCGUGGCUGGAGGAGAGUGGCGCGGUCGCUGCGCAAGCUGUUCAGACUCAGGAGCUACGAUUUCACGGCCGAGGUGCAGCGGCUCGGCCGCGCGGCCUGGGCUAGACCACGGGUGGAAGGGCUUGUGCUGCAGCCUCGAGCUGAGUCGUUCGUGGACACUCGCGCGCUGGGCAAGCCAGAUAUGUUCAUGGGCGAAGAGCACAAGUGGAACGAUUGGAAGGAGAUCUUCAAGGCGUACUGUGGCGUUGUGAACGCUGACUUGCUGGCAGGGAUGCGGCUGGCAGAGAGUGCAGACGAGGCCUCAGUCCAGAUCGACGACUUCAUAGAGGAGAACAUGAGGCAGGCUUCGCAGCAGUUGUACUACAUCUUGCUCCUCCUCUGCCGGCAGCACCCGCUGACGACGAUCGCGAACGCUGGCGAGAAUGAGGGCUUCCAGGCUUGGCGCAAGCUGGUCGAGUACUACGAACCGACUGCGAGGUCCCGCAUCGCGGGACAGCUGCUGAAUCUCAUGAAUUUCACGUUCACCGGCGAUGUCGAGGACCGGCUGGCGCUGUUCGAGCGAGAGCUCCUCAGGUGUGAGCAGAGGAGCGGCGAGGCCAUCACGGCCCCCAUGAGGAUCGGCAUCGUCCUUCGGCAGCUCGAGGUCACCGACGUCCGCCGUGCCCAGAGCGCCAUCGCCCCAGUGCCCGUGCCCAUGGAUCUGAGUGCGUUCACCAAGGGUGACGGCAAGGGCAAGUCCAGGGGCGACGGCAAAGGCAAGGGCAAGUCCAGUGGCAAGGGCAAGAGCAAGGGCGACAGCAAGGGCAAGUCCAAGUCCGACGGCAAGGGCAAGACCGGCAGCAAGUCGCAUGGCCAGCAGCUUGGACCCCUCUGCUGGGGCUGCGGCGGUCACGGCCACACCCAGCGCGAAUGCCCAAGCAAGCACAGGGGGACGUUGGCGAGCAUGGAGCAGACGCUGGCUCGCAUCAACGCCUCCCAGUCGACGAGUAAGACUGCGCCGUCGGCGGCCAGCUCUAUCUCGACGGCUGCGACUACGAGGCUGAGUCCGGCGACGGCGAUGUCCGGCGCGAUCUCUCGGCAGGUCGCAGCACUCUACCUGAACGACGCGGGCGAGCAGGUCAGCUACCCGUUCGCGAACUUCCACCCCCUCAUUACCUACGACCCGCGGCCGGACAAGGAGGUCAAGCUCAACGGCAUCUUGCGCGCGGGCAUCGACUCGUGUGCGGCGGCCUCGGUGCUGCCGCGCGGCUCGUGCGCAGACUACCCGGUGCACGAGGGUGGCCAGGCUAUCUCGUACAAGACCGCCCCCGGCCACUACGUGAACGACGAGAGCGAGAGGAACAAGGUCUACGAGAUGGACAUGCACGUUGACCCGUACGUGCCUGAGGUCUGCCCGGUCGAGGUGGCAGGCCGCGAGCCUCCCGAGGGCGAGGCCGGCCAGCCAGGCGCGGCUCACGAGGAGGUCGCGGAGGGCCCGCCGGCACGGCCGGCGAGGGGGCCCGCAGCGCCAACGGCGGCCGAGCGAGCCGCGCAUGAGGUUCUGCACGAGCUCUACAGGGCACGGUGCCGGGAGUGCGUCUCCGGCAGGGGCCUGUCCGCAGGCCAUCAGUCGAAGGACCGCCAGGAGUCGGCGCUCGCGGUGGUUGGCAUCGACUACGGCUACCUCGGUGAACGAGAGGACGCCGCGCCUUUGCUGGUCGGGAAGGAUUCGAAGCAGCGUUGGUUCCACGCGUCGGUGGUUCCAUCGAUGGGGACGCAGCAUCCCUGGCAGGCGAAGUCGUGGUCCAGGAGGCUGGCAUCGGCUGGCCGCAAGCGCUUCGUCUUCCGCUCGGACGGCGGAGCGCCGCUCGUCGCCCUGAAGACCCGCGUCGGGGCCAAGCUCAAGAAGGAGCACGGCGUCGAGACGGUGCCCGAGGAGAGCGCGGUCGGCGACUCUCAGGGCAACGGCCUUGCCGAGCACGCGGCGCGCGAGGUCAAGGCCAAGGUUAGGGCGGCGCGGGCGCAGGUGGACGACCUCCACGGCGUGAGCAUUGGCGUCGAGCACCCGGUGACCCUGUGGAUGGUCGAGUUCGCGGCCAUGUCCAUCAACCUGGGCAGGCGGGGCGCGAACGGCCGCGCGGACCUGGCUUGCUUCUCGGAGAAGGUCCUGUACCUCCCAGGGGGCAAGCGCAAGGCCAGGAUCGAGGACAAGUUCCUCGCCGGGCUCUACCUGGGGCCCGCGCUUCGGACGGACGAGGUCUACAUUGGCACGGAGGUGGGCGCGCUACGGGCCAGGACCUUCAAGCGGUUGACGGUCGAGCAGCGGGCUGACAAGGUCGCGGACCUCCCGCCCCGGGCCCCCCGAGUCGGGCGGCCACCGGCAGGGCCGCGGGCCGCCUACAUCAGGAAGGACGUCGAGAUCGCGAAGUACGGGGCCCACUCAGCAGAGCGCCGCGCUCGGAUCGAGCAGGCGAUGCAGGACGACGAGGAGGCGAAGCAGAGGCUCGAGGAUGCCCGCGAGCGGAAGCGGCAUCGCACUGACGUCGCCGGGCCUGUCUACCAAGGGGGCGGCUCGUCCGGUAGUGGUGGUCCAGCCCCAGCCCAGCAGGCGCCGCCAGCACCUGAGGCCGCGGCGGCGGCCGACGCGGCGAUGGCUCCGGAACCCCACGACCCAGGCGACGACAACAUGCAGGAGGAGAUCAGUGCCCUCCUGCUCCCCCUCGGCUACAGCGGGCGCAAGGCCGACGUGAUGGAGGUCUUCUGCCCGAAUAGGCUUGUGGGCUUUGCCCCACUCUUCGGUCUGGUCCACGGCGGCUCGUUCGACUUGAGGGUUGGCUGGGACCUGACCGACCGCCAGCAGCAGCGACAGCGCCGGGAGCUGAUCGAGCACUACGAGGUGUACUUCAUCUUGGGCAGCCCUCGCUGCGCGCCGUUCUCCAUGCUGAAGUACCUGAGCGAGGACACGGAGAAGCAGCGCGAGGCCUAUGCCAUCGGGUACGAGCAUUUGAGGCUCGUGAUGGGGCUCUACACGCUGCAGGUGAAGAACGACCGCGCGUUCUUGCACGAACACCCCUGGAGCGCGGACGGCUGGGACCUGGACAUCGUGAAGGACGUGAUGGCUCUCCCCGGCGUCGAGGUCGGGCGAGGCGACCAGCGCGCGUUCGGUCCGGUGGUUGCGGACGCGCACGGCGACGGGCUCGCCAAGAAGCCGACAGGAUGGAUGAGUAAUAACAAGGAGGUGUUGGAUGAGGUCUGCAAGCGCUGCCACAAUGAUAUUGGCAUUGGCAGCAAACACCAGCACUCCACCUUCGUCGGCCGAAACAUGCGCGUGGCGGAGAGGUGCCCGGUUAAGCUCCUCCGUGCCAUCCUCCGUGGUCUCCGCCGUCACCUUGGGAACAAGAAGGAUCUCGCGCUUUCGGCCCUGGAUGCUGGGCCGAACGUGGACGACGAGGAGAUCAGCCUGAAGGACUUCGUCGGGAGGUGGCGCGACACGCUGAGGACCGAGUUCCACGACGAUCUCACCGGCCCACCGCUGGACCCCACGCUGGUGAAAGCCGCGAGGCGCCUGGAGAUGGAUUUCAUGCCAUCGAGUACGAAGCGGCUGGGCUACUUGGCGUUCGACCGGCCAGAAGUGCAGUUCACGGCCAAGGAGUGCGCUCGCGGCAUGCAAAAGCCGACAGAGCGACACCUCCGCCUCUUGAAGCGCGCUGGACGCUUCUUGAUCGGGGCGCCGCGGGCUAUCUGGAAGUGGGGCCGACAGCGGGCGCCCACGGUGAUGAACAUCUACUCGAACACUGACUGGGCAGGCUGCCCGAUCACGCGGAGGAGCACCAGUUCAGUCGUGAUCAAACAUGGGCAGCACCUGAUCGUGACGGCAUCGACGAUUCAAAUCCCCAUCUCCAUGAGCUCGGGGGAGGCUGAGUUCUACGGCAGUGUGCGAGCGGCCAGCAGGGCCAUCGGCAUGCAGUCACUGUGCCAGGGCCUAGGUUCCCGGGCGAACCCGGCGGACCUGGGGACGAAGUUCCUCGACCAGGCGGCGAUGCUCCGAGGGCUGAAGAUGAUGAAUGUCGAGCUCUCGGACGCGCCUCUCUCGAGUGCCCUUCAGGCGAAG